Penicillium cinerascens is the source of this 357-nucleotide messenger RNA. RefSeq names its product E2 ubiquitin-conjugating protein. The transcript is spliced from 2 exons. Gene Ontology annotation, molecular function: ubiquitin conjugating enzyme activity. The record is from RefSeq and is a predicted model, not a curated record. Gene Ontology annotation, biological process: protein polyubiquitination. The coding region runs from base 1 to 357 and encodes 118 amino acids. Gene Ontology annotation, cellular component: nucleus. Lineage: Eukaryota; Fungi; Ascomycota; Eurotiomycetes; Eurotiales; Aspergillaceae.
AUGCUCCAUACCUUGCCCAUUAAAGAUGAUACUAACAUCCAGCAGGAUCAAACUCCCUACGAAGACCGCGAACUACAGCUAUCGGUCCAAUUCCCCGAGGCCUACCCAUUCGACGCACCGAAAGUGGCAUUUACCAGCCGUGUCUACCACUUGAACGUGGACGCCAAGGGCGAGGUCCAUCUGGACACUCUUCAGGACAAGUGGGCUCCGAACAUGAACAUGCAUGAAUCCCUCCUGUCUAUUUACAAGCUGCUUAUCGAGCCCAACCCCGAUUUCCCCGCUGAUCCGGAGGUUUCUCGGCUUUGGAAAAGUGAUCGUGAGGCAUACAACCGCAAGGCGAUGGAUACUGUUCAGUGA